CGCACCACUUCAUAAUCCCACUUCCGUAGCAACUCCAAGAAAAUCCAGCAUUCGACGGCGGCGGCGACGAAGAAGAUGUCGAUGAAGCAAUGGCUGUUCCACCACCAGAAUCAGUCUCAGAGGAUGGCAUUCGCUGGCGUUUUCGCCAUUCUUCUCCCAAUUUUCUUCCCCCAUCUCUUCCGUCCCCUCGGCCGAGCCUCGCCGUCUCUAUUCUCUGAAUGGAUUGCUCCGAGACCAAGGCACUUGCCUCUGCUAAAAGCUGCUUUGAAUCGUCACAUUCCCAUUAGACAACAGUCUGAGCUUUGGGCUCCUUUGCCUGACCAAGGAUGGAAAGCUUGUAAUGAACCAACUACUGUCUCUUCAUUACCUGCACAUUCACAAGGGUAUAUACAAGUCUUCCUGGAUGGUGGUUUAAACCAGCAAAGAAUGGGAGUAUGUGAUGCUGUUGCAGUUGCUAUGAUACUCAAUGCGACACUUGUUGUUCCGCAUCUUGAUUUGAACCCUGUUUGGCAAGAUUCAAGUUCAUUCAGCGACAUAUUUGAUGUGGAUCAUUUUAUCAAUGUUCUGAGUAAUGAAGUCAAAAUAGUUAAAGAACCACCCAGAGAGUAUGCUUGGAGCACUAGAGAGUACUAUGCGACAGGUAUACGACCUACCCGAAUUAAAACAGCUCCUGUCCAUGCUUCUGCUCAGUGGUAUCAAGAAAAUGUCUUGCCUGUACUUCAGAGCUAUGGAAUAGUGGCAAUUGCCCCCUUUUCUCAUCGCUUGGCCUUUGAUCAGCUGCCUACUCACCUCCAGCGGCUGAGAUGUAAAGUGAACUUUGAAGCACUAGCAUUUGUUCGUGAUGUCAAAGUGUUAGGAGACUUGAUUGUUAAUCGUCUUCGCAAUACCCAUCACCAAGCCUUGGGAUCAGAGUUGAGGGAAAACAUUGAUGGUUCUGGACAUGAAGGCUCAGGAAAAUACGUAGUAUUACAUCUUCGAUUCGAUAAAGAUAUGGCUGCUCACUCAGCCUGUGACUUUGGUGGAGGUAAAACUGAAAAGCUUGCUCUGGCAAAGUACCGACAAGUGCUUUGGCAGGGAAGAGUGUUGAACUCUCAGUUCACAGACGAUGAGUUAAGGAGUCAAGGGCGUUGUCCAUUAACACCUGAAGAGAUUGGGCUGCUUCUGGCAGCUUUAGGCUUCAGCAACAAUACUCGCCUCUAUCUCGCAUCCCACAAGGUCUAUGGUGGAGAAGCAAGGAUUGCUACGUUGAAGCAGUUAUUCCCUCUAAUGGAAGAUAAGAAGACCCUUGCUUCGGCAGAUGAACUGGCUAAGGUUGAAGGGAAAGCUUCUCUAUUAGCUGCAGUUGAUUAUUAUGUCAGCUUGAAGAGCGACAUAUUCAUAUCUGCUUCACCUGGAAACAUGCACAAUGCAUUGGUGGGACACAGAGCCUAUUUGAAUUCGAAGACCAUAAGGCCAAACAUGGUGCUGUUAGGGCCAUUGUUCCUGAACAAGAGCAUAGUUUGGCCAGACUUUGAAGCUGCAGUUCUCAAAGGUCACAGAAAUAGACAGGGCCAGAUUAGGCUGAGAAAGGAGAAGCAAUCCAUUUUCACCUAUCCUGCACCUGAUUGUAUGUGUAAAUCAUAACUUGCACGAUUUGUUGUUUGAAAAAAAAAACAUGGGCAGUCGUGUUUGUUAGAUCAUUGAGGCCCUUCGAUCCGACAUCAUGCUUUCUGGCUUCUGCAACUUGUAUAUUCAUGCAACUGCAGCCUGCAGUUCUGUCAGCGACGGCCGACGGACGUCAAGUAGCUCACUAUUUCGAUAUAUAUAUUGACAGAUUCACAAGGGUGGCAGUGGCUUAGAAACGAAGAAACUGGUUCUUGACUU
Messenger RNA from Linum trigynum, 1863 nucleotides. Lineage: Eukaryota; Viridiplantae; Streptophyta; Magnoliopsida; Malpighiales; Linaceae. The record is from the annotation of a GenBank genome assembly.